Molecule: messenger RNA, 1113 nt
Organism: Symbiodinium pilosum
Lineage: Eukaryota; Dinophyceae; Suessiales; Symbiodiniaceae
Source: the annotation of a GenBank genome assembly
AUGUUGCAGUCAUUGGCAACCUUUGGAGCCGGUGUCUUCACAGGGCAGAGUCUUCAGACUUGCCGCACGUCGCUGCCGCAGUGCAGCAUCACUGAGGACCAGGCACGUCUGCUGCUCCGCUGCCACGGCGUCAACGUGCCAGCGCUGCCGGCACCAGGCGUGCUGUCUCGGCAGCGGCCGCAGCUUUGCGUCCGACUGGGUGCCGCAGAGAAGCAGACGGAGCCAGGAGAUUUUACCAACGGGAGCUUAUCCUUGCUGAAGAGCUCCGAGCAGGAGUGCAAUUGGCGCUUCGGGGACGUGAUGACAUUUUUCGUGACUGCUGACGACAUGCUCCAGGGCCUUCGCUUCCGUCUGCUCUCCAAAACAGACUUCCGCUUUGGGCCCGUCCAGAUGGAGUUGGCACAGACUGUGGAGCUGGGCGCUGGAUCCUUGGAUUUGAGGGAGGCUUUGUUGCAAUGUGCUCCUGUGCAACCAGCCUUCGCCGCACCGAUGAACACCAACCCAUGGGAGUCUCCGAUUUUGCACCUUGAUCUCAUGGAGAUGCAGUCAGGAUGCCCGAGGGAUGUUGCAGCCACUGCCUCUGUGUCCCUCUCGUUCUUGGCGGAUCCAUCGUGGCUGCUACAGGAAGCAGAGAAAGCCGAGAGGCCGCUGUUCAAGAGGAUGGCUGAUCCCUGUUUGGAUCCUUGCAGCCAUUGCGCCAAUGCGAAUACUUCGCGCGGUGGGGGCUUCCCUCAGACAAGCUUUGCAGAGCCCGAUUCAGAAAAGUCCCCCGACUCCGAGUACAAGACAUGCGAGGUACCAUCUUAUUUGUACAACAGCUGGUCACCGCACAACGGCCACUACGAGGCAUGGGCAGAAGCGGCAUCUCCUGCAGGGCGUGCGGAACACUUUGUGUGGCCAGGAGCCCGGCCGCGGAGCCGUGAUGCCGAAACACUUUGCACUACCGGGCUCAGGGGGUUCAGUGGCGGGAAGCAAGGUCUUCAGAAGCCCCAACGUGGGCGGAGUGGCUUGGGGCCUUCGACUUCGCUGCCGCAACCCCUGGUCGUCAAGCUAAGGCUGCAGCAGCCGGUGCCUUCUCCACGGUCUGAGCUCGCUGAUGACUUUGCAACGUGA